Acanthisitta chloris (rifleman) is the source of this 2474-nucleotide messenger RNA. It is a transcript of the gene ATL2, whose product is annotated as atlastin GTPase 2. Gene Ontology annotation, biological process: endoplasmic reticulum organization; protein homooligomerization. Bases 46 to 1629 code for a protein of 527 amino acids. Gene Ontology annotation, molecular function: GTP binding; GTPase activity. The transcript is spliced from 12 exons. Lineage: Eukaryota; Metazoa; Chordata; Aves; Passeriformes; Acanthisittidae. The record is from RefSeq and is a predicted model, not a curated record.
UAUGAGGAAGAAGAGGAGGAUGCCCUGCCUGACUCAGAUGAUGAGAUGGAAUUGGAUAAGCCUCGCCCCAUACAGAUUGUUCUUGCUCAUGAAGAUGACCAUAACUUUGAAUUAGAUGAAGCAGCAUUGGAAAAAAUCUUGCUUCAGGAACACAUCAAAGAUCUGAACAUAGUAGUUGUGUCUGUAGCAGGAGCUUUCCGCAAAGGAAAAUCUUUUCUGCUGGACUUCAUGCUUAGAUACAUGUAUAACAGGACUUCUCCUUGCUGGAUAGGUGGAAACACUGAGCCAUUGACUGGGUUUACAUGGAGGGGUGGAUGUGAACGAGAAACCACAGGCAUUCAAGUCUGGAGUGAAGUGUUUGUAAUUGAGAAACCCAAUGGAACAAAGGUUGCUGUACUACUCAUGGAUACCCAAGGUGCCUUUGAUAGCCAAUCCACUAUCAAAGACUGUGCAACGGUUUUUGCUCUGAGCACCAUGACAAGUUCUGUCCAGGUAUAUAACUUGUCUCAGAAUAUUCAGGAGGAUGACCUUCAACAUUUGCAGUUGUUUACAGAAUAUGGAAGACUAGCUAUGGAAGAAAUUUACCAAAAGCCGUUUCAGACAUUAAUGUUCUUAAUUAGAGAUUGGAGUUAUCCUUAUGAACAUGCAUAUGGCUUGGAAGGAGGAAAAAAGUUCCUAGAGAAAAGAUUGCAGGUAAAGCAAAACCAACAUGAAGAGCUACAGAAUGUAAGGAAGCAUAUUCACUCCUGUUUCAGUAAUCUUGGCUGUUUCCUGUUGCCCCACCCUGGUCUUAAAGUUGCAACAAAUCCAAAUUUUGAUGGGAGAUUGAAUGAUAUAGAUGAUGAUUUUAAGAAUGAACUGCGGAAUUUGGUACCAUUACUGCUUGCCCCUGAAAACUUGGUAGAAAAAGAGAUUAGUGGAUCCAAGGUGACCUGUAGAGAUCUUGUAGAAUACUUCAAGGCAUACAUUAAAAUCUAUCAAGGAGAGGAGCUACCUCAUCCAAAAUCUAUGCUGCAGGCAACAGCCGAGGCGAACAAUCUUGCUGCUGUGGCAGGAGCAAAAGACUUGUACAGUAAAGGCAUGGAGCAGAUUUGUGGGGGAGAUAAGCCUUACAUUGCCCCAUCGGACCUUGAGCGGAAGCACCAGGAUUUCCGAGACACCGCGGUCAGGCAGUUCCGCUCAGUGAAGAAGAUGGGAGGGGACGAGUUCUGUCGGCGCUACCAGGAACAACUUGAAGUGGAAAUCGAUGAGAUCUAUGCAAACUUUGUGAAGCACAAUGAUGGCAAAAACAUCUUUUAUGCUGCUCGUACCCCUGCCACUCUAUUUGCAGUCAUGUUUGCCAUGUAUAUAACCUCAGGACUGACUGGGUUCCUUGGUAUGAACUCCAUAGCUACCCUGUGUAAUCUCUUGCUGGGGAUGGCUCUAAUAUCGUUUUGUACUUGGGCAUACGUUAAGUACUCUGGGGAAUUCAGAGAAGUUGGAACAGCCAUCGAUCAGAUUGCUGAAGCUAUAUGGGAACAGGUGUUUUCCAAACUCUUUGAAGUCCUUAGACGCCGAACGAUUCAUCAUGCUCUUACAUCAGUGCCGCGACAGCGACUCUCAUCCAACAAUAACAAGAAGAAAAACUAGCCAGUAUUUUUAACUUUAUUUCUGUAUCUGAAGUGUUCACACUUACACAUAUAGGACAAUAAGCUGGACCGUCUGGGCAGGUCUGCAUAAAUGCUGUAACCAUACCAGACUGAUGCUGCAUAUGGGGUAUGGAAUUGCACAUCCAUCUUCUAGGAACUGUAAAGUGGUUUGAAUUCAGUGAAAUACUGCUAUGUAGGAGGGUAUCACUUGUGUCCAUAGCAUGUGACUGCUUUAACCUCAUUACUCUAGCAGCAAAACUCAUUUAUCUUUCAGUUCAUGCCACUUUGUGUCAGACUUCAUCAUUCUAAGUUUUUUCAUUAUUUCGAGUCUCAUCUCUUUAUAUGGUUUGUAUUUUAUUUUCCUUGGUUACCUCAUUUUCUUGUUUCUUUUGCACAUUUCUCAUUCCACAGGUGUUGAAGCCCAUGAGUGAUAAUUUGAUGGAGGAUCAUAUGAGGCAGUCUGUAAAAAACUCUAUCAAAGCAGGCCUGACCGAGCAGGUGGCUCACCAUGCCAGACUAAAGACAGACUGACAGUUCGUCUCCUCUUCAACUCUGCCCUCUCAUCCUAGACAUGCUUGCUGUACCAUGAGAACUCAAUAAUAAAAAAUAAAUAAAUAAAAAUAAACCAAAGUUUACAAUCAACUGUAGAAGUAGUUUAGUGUGACUGGCUACACAGUUUGCUGCCAUCACCGGGGGAAAGUAAGUUUGUCAGUGCUCUGCUUCUCAGACAGACUGGUGCCAUGGAGACCGCUGGGGUGGGAGGGAGGGUGUCAGUUUUACAUAUAGUCCUGGUGAACUCUGUAUGUGUGUGUUUGGGGGUUGGGGAGGGGGAUCUUCCUCCAGCGU